CAAUCGCCUCUUCAACGCGUGUGUAUAUAUAUAGAUAGCCCCUUCCGGAAACAUCUUCCAUUCCCAUUCCUUCCUUGGCCGGCAACCAUUAACCUCCACGAGACCCAUCAAUGGCGGUCGCCAAUAACGGCACCAGCAAGCAGGGGAUUGAUCCUCCGGGGGAGCAAAAGGCUCAUAGAGCUCAAGAUGUCGAGGAACAGCACCCGCGGCCGACCACAGAUGGCGACGCAGCCAUCGCAUCCGUGGUGCAGCGAUGGAAGAGGGAGGACUUCCGUAAGAAGGGGGAAUUGCUUCUUCGCGCGCUUCAAUUUCUCUUCUCCCUGCUUUCUUUCGUCCUUAUGGCUUCUAACAAGCACGGCGACUGGAUGAACUUCGAUCGCUACGAGGAAUACAGAUAUCUAUUGGCGAUAUCGAUUCUGGUGUUUCUGUACUCGUCGGCCCAGCUGAUUCGGCAGGUUCACCGUCUCAGCACGGGCCGUGAUUUGAUGCCCGCUAGGGCUGGCACGAUUUUCGAUUUCGCCGCAGAUCAGGUGGCCGCAUAUAUGAUGAUCUCAGCAUUGUCUGCGGCCAUUCCAAUGACCAACCGCAUGCGAGAGGGUGCUGACAACUUGUUCACCGACGCAUCCUCUGCUUCCAUCAGCAUGGCCUUCUUCGCUUUCUUAGCGCUUGCUAUCUCCGCCUUGGCCUCUGGAUAUAAGCUUUCUAAUCAUUCCUAUAUAUGAAUUGGUUUUCUAUGCUGAAUCCUCUCUCUCUGCUAUAAUUGUUUGUUUAUUACCAUUUUGAUUGUCGCAUAAAGCACAUUUAUUGUGUAUAUGUAUAUGAUUGCCGUCAAUUUCAUGUUA
Phalaenopsis equestris is the source of this 842-nucleotide messenger RNA. Its product is annotated as CASP-like protein 4B4. The record is from RefSeq and is a predicted model, not a curated record. Gene Ontology annotation, cellular component: membrane. Lineage: Eukaryota; Viridiplantae; Streptophyta; Magnoliopsida; Asparagales; Orchidaceae. The transcript has 3 exons. The coding region runs from base 111 to 722 and encodes 203 amino acids.